GUGGGGUAUAUGCACAGCUUCUGCCUCACAGAGAACUAUGUCGUGGUUACAGAAACUCCCCUUGUGAUGAAUGUGUGGCGUGUUCUCACGAGAAGGAUCUCAGAGACGGGUUUUCUUGAUUGGCUCUACUGGGAUGAAAGCCAGCUCGCCAAAUUUCAUGUUGUUGACAGAAAACAAGGAACUCGCCUUGGCACCUUCUCUGCAGAUCCGUUUUUCACGUUUCACCACAUCAACGCGUUCGAAGAAGACGGCAAAAUUUAUCUGGACGCCUGUUGCUACCACAACAGCUCAAUUGUGAAUCAGCUUUACCUGCAUAAUUUGCGAUCCCCUAUGGUUCCAGGCGAGCAGAAGCUUGACGAUGCGGAUGUGCGGCGAUACGAACUUCCUCUUGAAGAGCUUGGAGAUGCGGGGACGGCGAAAACUCUUACAAAAGGAGCUGACGGGCUGGAUUACACUUUGCUGUACUCGGGAAUGGAGUUGCCGAGGUUCAACUACAGUGAGAAGAACACCAAGCCGUACAAGUUUGUUUAUGGCGUAGGGGACGUUGACGGAAUGAUCUUUGGUCACCUGAUCAAGUUGAAUGUGGAAACCAAAGAGUUUGUGACAUGGAAGGAGCCUGGUGGAUUUGUCUCGGAGCCUGUCUUUGUGAAAGCGCCUGAUGGGAAGGAGGAAGAUGACGGCGUGGUGUUGUCAUGCGUGAUCAACAUCUCUGACCAGACCACCUCUCUGUUGGUAUUGGACGCAAAAGAGUUCAAGGAGUUGGGGCGAGCCGUGGUGAAAAAGAUUACUCCAAUGUCCUUGCAUGGUUUAUUCCAGAGAGAAAUGAUGCAGUAUUGUAGUACUGCAUAGAUCAAACGUUUUCCGUUUCGGUAACACUGUUUCAAACUUUGCAAGUUUAUUUAAGAUUUUUCUUCAAGCUGUUAGAACUUGUUACGUAAUUAAAGGCAGAGGGGAGUCAUAAACCAGACUCAUUAUACCAGAAAAUGAAUUAGAAGCUUAAGAACGAGCAGUUAAUAUAUAUCUCAGUUACUACACACGCUGUGAUUGGUCCGGCACUUAAGCGGGCUACAUUAUUUUUCUGUACUUUACACCUGUCGAUAGUACCAUGAGUCCUGGCAGGCAUUGCGUUUAUUAGGAGUUGUUAGUGAUUUAAGUUGUUUUCUGGUUUACGUUUACAGCACUAAUAUCGGAUGAUUGAAAAUGAGCGUAUGAAAUAUUUUCUAAAGUAAAUCGUAUUAGUUUUCGUUAUUGUAGAACAGAAGGAACGAAAUAAGCCUCUUGUAGCACAAGUGCACGCACAAGGAAGCUGUUGAUUGGAAAUUUAAUUUAUAUAAAGACUAAGCUGAAAAGUAUUUUAGUUUUGGAACUAUGAAAUACUGGAAUAUUUUAGGCGAAAAAAAUGAAAACAGCUGUAGACCGGGCUUUUCUUAGACUAUUCCUCUCAGGGUAUUUGAGUGUAUUACUGAAAAAAAUUAGAUAUCAUUGCCCUCGAUAAAUUGUUAUCUCCACCACUCCACUUCCCCAAAAGGAAUAAACAUCUUUUAAAAUGUUUA
Messenger RNA from Orbicella faveolata, 1553 nucleotides. RefSeq names its product retinoid isomerohydrolase-like. Gene Ontology annotation, molecular function: carotenoid dioxygenase activity; beta-carotene 15,15'-dioxygenase activity. Gene Ontology annotation, biological process: carotene catabolic process. The record is from RefSeq and is a predicted model, not a curated record. NCBI's taxonomy places the organism in Eukaryota, Metazoa, Cnidaria, Anthozoa, Scleractinia, Merulinidae.